AUGCAGAGGUUCGGUAGUACUUCUCAGCACUCAAGUGACAGUUACGACCCAUCAAGGUCAACUAUUCAUCGUGAUUCAAGAGAUUAUUCGCCUUCAAGCUCAAGCGAUGAGGAGUCUUCAAUAGAAAUUGUUACUAGACAAUCAUCACAUAAUCUGUCUAUCAAUUCACAUGACUUGGAACCCCUGCAAAGGGAGCCACUCACUGGUGAAGUGUUGAUGACGUCGACUAAUCCGCCAAAGAACAAAUGGAGGAUUUUUGCAUGCGUGCUAUUCAAUUUCACGGGUGGAUUUAGCGAUGCUGCUCCCGGUGCAUUGUUGCCAUAUAUUGAAGCUGCAUACAACAUCAACUACGCCGUCACGUCUUGCAUUUGGGUUAGCAACGCCGUUGGUUUUAUAGUAGUGGCAUCCAUGUCCCACAAAAUACAACCGUGGUUGGGAAAGAGAUACUGUUUCCCCGUGGGUAACUUAUGCAGCUGCAUAUUCUAUGCUUUAGUAUCUAGUGGCACGAUAUUUCCAGUCAUCGUUGUUGGAUUCUUUUUCGGGGGUUGUGGUUUUGCUAUGGUGGCUGCUCAAUGCAACAUAUUUCUCAGUCGGUUGGACAAACAGUCAACAUAUUUGUCUUACUACCAUGGUGGAUAUGGUAUCGGCGCGACAAUCUCACCAUUGAUUGCAACUAGUAUGGUGAACAGAGGUAUUGCCUGGCACUACGUUUACUUGAUUUUACUAGGUAUGAUGAUUAUAACAGGACUCAACUUAUUCUUUUCGUUUGAGAAUGCCGAUCAAGACUUGAAGCCAUGGGAUCAUGAUGAACAAAUAUCUGAAGGCAUUGAAAUGGCUGAAUAUGGUAAUAGAGGUGGUGCAACCAAUGCGGAACCAAUUACUAAGCAACGCCUGGAAAUGAUCUUGGCUUUGCAAAAUCAUGUGACGUGGUUAAUUUCUUUCUUUUGUUUAUUUUACCAAGGAGCAGAAGUCUCAUUAGCUGGCUGGAUUGUCACAUACUUGUUAGAUUACAGACAUUCAAGUGAGAAAACCACGGGUUACGUCGCCUCCGGUUUAUGGGCAGGAUUGACACUAGGAAGAUUACUCUUGACUCGACCAAUUCACAAGUACAUUGGGUUGAAACGAGGCGUCAUUGUUAUCUCAGUGUUGUCGAUAGUAUUGGUAGGUUUGACGUGGGGAAUUGCUUUGUUUGUUCUAGAAGCAGUGUUGGUAUCAAUCGCUGGUGUCUUUAUAGGACCAAAUUAUCCAUUACUAGUUACAUUCAGUGCACAAAAGGGUUUGAUUCCUAGGAAAAUUCAAUUGGUGUCAUUGACAAUAAUGACCGCAUUUGGAUCUUCUGGUGGUGCUUUGUUCCCAUUCAUUGUUGGUUUAUUAUCGGAAAAAGUGGGUACGUUUGUUGUUUUACCGGUGUUUAUUAUAUUGUACACUUCAAUGACCAUACUUUGGUUAAUGUUGCCUAACCUAGAGAGACGCAAAGAAAAGAAAGGUAGAUUUGCCUUUUUAGAUAGAAUUUGGUAG
Lodderomyces parapsilosis is the source of this 1518-nucleotide messenger RNA. RefSeq lists its product as uncharacterized. Lineage: Eukaryota; Fungi; Ascomycota; Pichiomycetes; Serinales; Debaryomycetaceae. The transcript has a single exon. Gene Ontology annotation, cellular component: membrane. Gene Ontology annotation, molecular function: transmembrane transporter activity. The record is from RefSeq and is a predicted model, not a curated record. Gene Ontology annotation, biological process: transmembrane transport. Bases 1 to 1518 code for a protein of 505 amino acids.